UUUUUCAUGCAUUUUCUUCUUUAAUGCUGUUCUAUACUGGAUCCUUUGCUCCAUAUUAUCUUAGAUACCUUUUGUUUUUGGAUUUUAGGUUCUAUUUCUUAAUCAUUUUGAUGUUAUUACAUGAUAUAGUUCUAAGUUCUAACCCUAGACUUCAGAAUUUCUUUGAAUUUGUGUGUUAAUAUCCAUUUCAGAUGUUUUUGCUGAUGCAUUUUGAGUUCUCAUGCUGAUUUGGUUUCAUAGGGCUUGUGGCAUUGUGUAAGGUUUUGAAAAAAACGUCUGCAACUUCAAUCUAGGCUUUGAUAUCGAGGUUUUGAUGUCUGUUCGACGACACCGCAGACGGGAUUGAGGCUAUGUAACUGUGAUUCUCACAAUAUCAAGGAUCGAGGCUACAAUCUCGGUCGCAACAUUGAAGUUUUGGUGUCUAUGCGACCACAACGCAACCACGAUUGAGGCUGCAUGAUCACGUUUCGUUGUAAUAUCAAGUGUCGAGACACGAAGGUAACAGUUACCAGAAUCGUGAUUUAAAAACCCGAUUCAGCAUGGUUUUAGGCAUGAGAGGAAAGAACAUGAGAACUAGCAAAGUUCAAAUUGAUUACCUGAUUCAUAUUCAAGAGAUUAAGCCGUGGCCUCCAUCGCAAUCUUUAAGAUCUCUUCAUUCGGUUUUAAUCGAAUGGAAGAAUGGUUCAAGCACAUUAGGUUCUACUAAAGUAGUAUCACCUUCACUUGGUUCAAUUAUAGGCGAAGGAAGAAUUGAAUUCAACGAAUCGUUUAGAAUUUCAGUCACAUUGUUGAGGGAUGUAUCCAUUAGAGGUGGUGAUUUUGAUGUUUUCCAAAAGAAUUUCUUGGAAUUCAACUUGUAUGAGCCUAGAAAAGAUAAUAAGAUUGUUAAGGGUCAAUUAUUGGGAAAUGCUGUUAUAGAUUUCGCAGAUUAUGGAGUAAUUAAAGAAGGAUUAAGCAUUAGUACAUCUAUGAACUGCAAGAGAAGCUACAAAAACAAUGAUCAACCGGCCUUGUUCAUUAGAAUUCAGCCGCUUGAAAAGAUCCGCGCACGUUCGUCUUCGUUGCAGGAAAGGUUUUCGAAUGAGGUUUUGGAGAAUAAUAGCAAUGGUUGCGAUUCUGUAUCAACAUUGAUGAAUGAAGAAUACGCCGAAGAAGCUGAGAUUGCUUCUUUUACUGAUGGCGAUGUUGUUUCUUCACAUUCUUCUGUUGCGGGAGCUUCUACUUCCUUGGAACUUAAGAAUGAACCCAACGGACCGAUCAGAAAGACUAAUAUGGUGCAACAGGAUGCAUGCAAGAAGAUGGAAAGUUCAUCUCACAUGUCGUCGUCAAUGGAUACAUCGUUGUCGACUGAAAAAUGCGCUACUUCACCAUCUUUAGUUUGUGAAAAUUUAGGCGAAAAUUCAAGGAUCAGAACAAGAAGCAAUGGUCAAGAAAAUUUCGAUGAGAAUUUUCAUGACAAGGUCACUCAUUCUAGAAAUAUAGUUGAAGGUGUUCAAAGAAUAAGUAGCAAAAACACUUAUAAGAUUAAUCCAAAGGAAGCAAAAAAUGGUAAUUUAGAAGGUAAACUCGAUUACUUGAAAAAGAAGGUAAAGAAUCUUGAAGGAGAGUUAAGAGAAGCCGCGGCAAUUGAAGCUUCUUUAUAUUCCGUUGUUGCUGAGCAUGGAAACUCCAUGAGUAAGGUUCACACCCCGGCUCGGCGUCUUUCGAGGCUUUAUCUUCAUGCUUGUAGAGAAAAGCUUCAAGGAAGAAGGUACGGUGCGGCUAAAAGCUCUGUUUCAGGAUUAGUACUUGUUUCAAAGGCAUGUGGAAACGAUGUUCCAAGGUUGACAUUUUGGUUGUCGAAUACUAUAGUGUUGAGAACAAUUAUAAGCCGAAACUCGAAGGAUUUGGUGGUUUCAUCAAAUCAUGGUGGUUUCGAUAGGAGAAGAAAAACCGAGACAAAUGGAAAUGGAAAGAUAGCAUCCUCCUCGCAAAGGUGGAAAGGAGGAAAAAAUGAAAGUACAAAAGCAUUAGGUUAUGAAUCCUUUGGUAACUGGGAUGAUCCUCAUGUAUUCAUUUCAGCAUUGGAAGAAGUUGAAGCUUGGAUCUUCUCUCGCAUAGUAGAAUCUAUUUGGUGGCAGACUCUAACUCCACAUAUGCAACAUGUUGAUACAAAUAUAACCAACAAAGAAGUAGCUUCUGCGUCAAGGAAAAGCUAUCGAACGAUAUCUAGUUCAUGUGAUCAAGAUAAGAGUAACUUGUCAUUAGAUAUUUGGAAGAAUGCUCUUAAGGAAACAUUUGAAAGGCUCUGUCCUAUUAGAGCUGAAGGGCAUGAGUGUGGCUGUUUACCUAUGCUUCCAAAAUUGAUAAUGGAGCAAUGUGUGGUAAGAUUAGACGUGGCUAUGUUCAAUGCUAUUCUGCGCGAGUCUGAUGAUGAAAUCCCAACUGAUCCUGUCUCUGAUGCUAUAAGUGAUCCUAAGGUUCUUCCGAUUCCACCGGGAAAAUCAAGUUUUGGAGCUGGUGCUCAGCUGAAAACCGUGAUUGGGAAGUGGUCUAGAUGGUUGAGUGAUCUAUAUGGCAUGAAUGAAGAGGACUCAAUUGAAAACAACGAUGGUUCUAAUAACAAUGAGCAGAAGAAGCAUAAGUCUUUUAAUUCUUUCACUCUUCUUAAUUCACUAAGUGACCUUCUAAUGCUUCCUAAAGAUAUGCUAUUAUGUGCAUCCAUUAGAAGUGAGGUAUGCCCCAUGUUUACUGCACCACUUAUCAAGAGGAUUCUUGAUAAUUUUUUUCCAGAUGAGUUUUGUCCUGAUCAAGUUCCUAUAACUGUUUUUGAAGCUCUAGACUUAGAGAAUGAUAUGGAACAUGGGAAGGAGUUAGAUAACAACUUCCCAUACAGUGCAGCUCCAAUUUCCUAUUUGCCUCCGACAGUAACUUCCGUCGCAAGCAUUCUAGGAGAGGUUGGAAGCAAAUCUCAGCUAAGAAAUAAAUCUUCUGUUGUUAGGAAGUCAUACACAAGUGACGACGAGCUCAAUGAAUUAAAGUCUCCAUUAUCUUCAAUACUCUUCAACGAUUCUUCGUCGUCGUCAGAGGUUUUGAACAAAUCGAAUUUGAUGUCGAAAGAAAUUUGCAGUGAAUCUCCAGUUAGAUAUGAUCUCCUUAGAGAUGUGUGGAUGAGUAGCAAUUAGUCUUCUUGUAGAAGCUUGAAUAAUAUUAACACUGUGGAUCAUGUGUAAAACGCAUUAGUAUAUAUAAUUUAAGUACGUUGUGAUUUUAAUCUACUAAUAUUUAAGGGUUGAUAUUAUCUUAUGCACUAGACAAGUACAAUGUAUAGAAAGCUAUUUUCACUCUUUUA
Messenger RNA from Lathyrus oleraceus (garden pea), 3331 nucleotides. RefSeq lists its product as uncharacterized. Gene Ontology annotation, cellular component: nuclear pore. The record is from RefSeq and is a predicted model, not a curated record. Lineage: Eukaryota; Viridiplantae; Streptophyta; Magnoliopsida; Fabales; Fabaceae. The coding region runs from base 540 to 3164 and encodes 874 amino acids. The transcript is spliced from 7 exons.